Messenger RNA from Pteronotus mesoamericanus, 1407 nucleotides. It is a transcript of the gene SLC52A3, whose product is annotated as solute carrier family 52 member 3. Bases 1 to 1407 code for a protein of 468 amino acids. Gene Ontology annotation, biological process: riboflavin transport. Lineage: Eukaryota; Metazoa; Chordata; Mammalia; Chiroptera; Mormoopidae. Gene Ontology annotation, molecular function: riboflavin transmembrane transporter activity. The transcript has 4 exons. Gene Ontology annotation, cellular component: plasma membrane. The record is from RefSeq and is a predicted model, not a curated record.
AUGGCCCUCCUGACACACCUGCUGGUCUGCACCUUUGGGAUGGGCUCCUGGGUGGCCGUCAAUGGGCUCUGGGUAGAGCUGCCCCUGUUGGUGACAGAGCUGCCUGAGGGCUGGUACCUGCCCUCCUACCUCACCGUGAUCAUCCAGCUGGCCAACGUCAGCCCCCUCCUCAUCACCCUGCUCCAUCACUUCCGGCCUGGCUGCGUUUCCGAGGUGCCCUGCAUCUUCGCCGUGCUGGGAGUGGGCACCGUCACCUGCACCCUCUUUGCCUUCCUCUGGAAUGUCACCUCUUGGGUACAGGGCAGCCACCACAGCAUCGCUUUCAUGGUCCUCACCUUCUUCCUGGCCCUGGUGGACUGCACUUCCUCGGUCACCUUCCUGCCUUUCAUGAGCCGGCUCUCCACCCAGUACCUUACCACUUUCUUCGUGGGUGAAGGACUCAGUGGCCUCCUGCCUGCCCUGGUGGCUUUUGCCCAGGGCUCAGGUCUCACCACCUGCGUCAACGCCACUGAGACGUCUUACACCACCUCGAGCCCUAACACCAGCAAAAAGACCGACAUCCCACAGGGAAAUAACAGCGCUCUCGUGCCUGACCUCACUGGAACAGCGCCCUCCGUGGUCCGUCUGGAAAGCCGCUACCUCCCUGCCAACUUCUCGCCCUGGGUCUUCUUCCUGCUGCUCUCCUUCAUGAUGGCCUGCUGCCUCGUUGCCUUCUUUUUCCUCCAGCGUCACCCUGGGCGCUGGAAAACCUCCACAAAAGACCUCCUCGCCUCCCAGGUCACCCUCCACUCCAUCAGGCCACUGGAAGAGGACUCGGGCGCCCCACGCCCGGUGGACAUCAGUAAGGGCCAAGCGCAUCUGGAGGAGGAAAGGCCCGCCCACAGCCCAGCCCCCCUGCUCUUCACCUACGUCCUGGUGGCCUUUGUGAACGCGCUCACCAACGGCGUGCUGCCCUCCGUGCAGACCUACUCCUGCCUGUCCUACGGGCCUGUUGCCUACCACCUGUCUGCCACCCUCAGCUCCAUGGCCAACCCUCUGGCCUGCUUCAUCUCCAUGUUCCUGUCUAACAGGUCUCCGCUAUUCCUGGGAGCCCUUACAGUGCUUGGCGCGGGCUUUGGGGCCUACAACAUGGCCAUGGCGGUGAUGAGCCCCUGCCCCCUCUUGCAGGGCCACUGGAGUGGAGAAGUCGUCAUCGUGGCUUCCUGGGUGCUUUUCACUGGCUGUCUGAGCUAUGUCAAGGUGAUGCUCGGCGUGAUCCUGCGUGACCAUAGCCGCAGCGCCCUCUUGUGGUGCGGAGCAGCAGUGCAGCUGGGCUCACUACUUGGAGCUCUGCUCAUGUUCCCGCUGGUCAACGUGUGGCAAGUCUUCUCCUCCGCGGAUUUCUGCAGCCUUCAUUGCUCCACCUAG